Messenger RNA from Closterium sp. Naga37s-1, 1572 nucleotides. Lineage: Eukaryota; Viridiplantae; Streptophyta; Zygnematophyceae; Desmidiales; Closteriaceae. The record is from the annotation of a GenBank genome assembly.
AUGGCGAGUGACUUUGCCAUAGCACAGUUCAAGUACCUGGAGCGACUGCUGCUCGUGCUUGCCCUUCCUCCCUGCCCUCUCCCCGUUCUCCUGCCCCCCUCACAUCCCCCCGCCACCCUCCCCUCUCCCUCCCCCCCAUGGCAGGCGGUGAUGGCGAGUGACUUUGCCAUAGCACAGUUCAAGUACCUGGAGCGACUGCUCGCGGUGAUGGCGAGUGACUUCGCCAUAGCACAGUUCAAGUACCUGGAGCGGUUGCUGCUAGUGCACGGCCACUGGAGCUACAAGCGCAUCGCCAACGCCGUGACCUAUUUCUUCUACAAGAACGUGGCCUUCGGCCUGACCAUCUUCUACUACAACGCGUAUGCGGUGUUCUCCGGGCAGAUAGUGUACAACAGCUGGGCGUGCUCGCUCUACAACGUCUUCUUCACUUCGCUGCCCGUCAUCGGCUACGGGGUGUUGGAGCAGGACCUCUCCGACAAACAGCUGCUCAUGGUGGGUGGGGGGCAUGUGGGGCUGUGUGGGGGUGACCUCUCCGAUAAGCAGCUGCUCAUGGUGAGUGCGGUCUGUGUGGUAAGCUGUGCUCUAUACCCGUGCCCGCUGCCCGUCAUUGGCUACGGUGUGCUGGAGCAGGACCUCUCCGAUAAGCAGCUGCUCAUGUGCUCCCCAUGCCCGCUACCCCUCAUCGGCUAUGGCGUGCUGGAGCAGGACCUCUCCGACAAGCAGCUGCUCAUGGUGAGUGAGUGGGGGCUGUGUGGGGCCGCGUGGGGUGGUGUGGGGCUCAUGACUCACGCCCUGCAUUUCCCUCCACUUCCUCCUGCGUGCCCCCCUUCCCCCCGCCAGUUCCCAGCGCUGUACCAGCAGGGCCCUAAGAACGUGUUCUUCCACUGGACCACCAUCGCCAUGUGGAUCGGCUAUGGGGUCUUCCAAUCCGUGCUGCUCUUCUGGACCUGCCUCGCCGCCGUGCUGCCCCAGGCGUCUCUCCCCUCGGGCAAGCUAUUUGAGAUGAACGGGCUCAGCGCCACACUCAUGACGGGCGUGGUCGUGGCAGUGAAUAUUCAGAUCGCGCUUAUAACGGAGCAUUGGACCUGGAUUACGCACCUCUUCAUCUGGGGUAGCAUCGCGGUUUGGUACUUCUUUCUCGGGGUGUACUCGUAUUUCGGCCCGGAUUGGUCCACGGAUUAUUACUACAUUUUCUCCGAGGUGCUGGCGCCGAGCGCGCUCUACUGGCUCACAGGGCUCCUGCUGCUACCAGUGAUGGCAGUGCUGCCGUAUUUUGUGUUCCGCGGGGUAGAGUCGAGGAUAGCACCGCCGGAUCAGCAGAUAGUGCAGGAAAUAGUGAAGCUUAAGCAGGACGAGGAGGCGGCCAAGGCGGCUGUGGCGCCCCCGCUGGCGCCGGUGGGGUUCACUGCAGCUGUAGAGGCGGGGAUCGUGCGGUUGAAGCAGGACGAGGAGGCGGCCAAGGCGGCUGUGGCGCCGCCGCUGGCGCCGGUUGGGUUUACUGCAGCUGUAGCCGCGGUGAGCAAGCGGUUGAGGAAGGUGGAGAAGAAGCGGCGGAGACGAGGGGAGAAGUGA